GCAAUGAACAAAAUCGUCAGGAUAGCAGGACUAUCCGGUGCCAUAGCUGUUGCUGUUGGAGCCUAUGGGGCCCAUGUGAUUCGUGAUGAUGAAUCGGUAGACGUGCGAAGGAAGAAGGCAUUUGAGACGGGAUCGCGAUAUCAUCUUAUUCACACAUUGGCUUUACUGGCUGCUCAGCGAGCCCGCUAUCCUUUGGUUACGAGUGCUGUUUUUCUUAGUGGGAUCGUCAUGUUCUGUGGACCAUGUUAUCAUUACAGUCUCACUGGCAAGGAAAAUACUCGACGAUUCACUCCUAUCGGGGGCGUUCUAUUCAUACUUGGUUGGCUUACAUUCAUGCUCUAA
Haemonchus placei is the source of this 342-nucleotide messenger RNA. Lineage: Eukaryota; Metazoa; Nematoda; Chromadorea; Rhabditida; Trichostrongylidae. The record is from the annotation of a GenBank genome assembly.